AUGUCCAAGAGACGAGUCGCAUACUACUACGACCUCGGAACACACUCACGCACGCGCACCACAGCCGACGUCGGCGCGUACACCUAUGGCUGGGGCCAUCUCAUGAAGCCUCAGCGCAUGCGCAUGACCCACGAGCUCGUUUCUGCCUAUGGCAUGCUCGACAAAAUGCAUAUCCUCCGUGCAAAACGCGCGUCCGCCGAGUCCAUGACCCGCUUCCACACCGACGAAUACAUACACUUCCUCUCGAGGGUCACGCCGGAGAACUUUCGCCAGCUCACGUUUGACGGCACACGAUUCCUCAUCGGUGACGACAACCCCGCUUUUGAGGGUGUGUUCGAGUUUUGCAGCAUUUCUGCAGGAGGAUCACUCGCUGCCGCGCAGCGCCUCGCAAGCGGCGCGACGGACAUCGCGAUCAAUUGGGCAGGUGGGUUACACCAUGCCAAGAAGCGCGAGGCAUCAGGCUUCUGCUACAUCAACGACAUCGUGCUCGCGAUCCUUGAGCUGCUACGCUCCGUCCCCCGCGUGCUCUACAUCGAUAUCGACUGCCACCACGGCGACGGCGUCGAGGAGGCGUUCUAUACAACGGACCGCGUCAUGACCUGUUCGUUCCACAAGUACGGCGAGUACUUUCCCGGCACCGGUACCCUCGAUGACCGCGGGCGCGGGCGGGGAAAGGGCUAUGCGGUCAACGUCCCACUCAGGGAUGGUAUCACCGACGAGUCGUUCCGGAGCGUGUUCGAACCAGUCAUCGAUAAAAUCAUGGAAGUGUUCCGGCCGUCCGCGAUUGUGCUGCAGUGCGGCGCAGACUCCCUCGCAGGGGAUCGGCUGGGGUGCUUCAACCUGUCAAUGCAGGGCCACGCGAACUGCCUCCAGUACGUGCGCGCGCUGAAUAUGCCCCUCAUCCUACUCGGCGGCGGCGGGUACACGGUGAAGAACGUCGCGCGUACAUGGGCGUACGAGACGGCGUGCGCCCUGGGCAUCCAGGAUGAUAUUGACCCGAAUCUACCAUGGAACGAGUACUUUGAGUGGUUUGGGCCGCGCUAUCGGCUCGAGGUGCCCCCGAACAACAUGGAUGACAUGAAUAUGCGCGACGGGUCACUCGAGGCGGUGAAGACAUCGGUACUGAAGGCGUUGUGCGAGCUCCCGCAUGCGCCGUCCGUUGGCUUGCAUGAAGUUCCGCGAGACCCCAUAGGCGUGCACUUGGGCCUUACUCGCGCCGAGGAAGAGGAGGAUGAGACGGAUGAGCUCGACAGACAGCUCGCGCGACAUACUCAUCUCGUGUACGGGGUCCAAGAAGUGAUGGCGUCAGAGGAAACGGACGACGCAGACUCGGAUUCGGACUCGUCGGUGAGCUUGCGCCGGCGCACGUCGCGGUCGUCGUAUCGGCGGUCACGGCGGGGGCGCAAGCGCAUGAGCAUCACGACGAACCAGUAUUUGGACGUGCCGAGGCUCGAUGAGGACGAGGGCCACGGCCACAUACAUGGGUUUGUGCAUCACGCGCCGGCGCUGAAGCGACGGUUCUUUCAGAGCGCGGCGCGGUGGGACGCAGGCGUGGGCGUGCUGAUGGAGCACUACGAUGCAGGCCCGCGGCUGAGCGUCGCAGAAGUGAUGGAGCGUGGGGGCCGGGGGCCGGGCGCGGAGUCGGCGAACGGGGAGGAGGACGAGAUGGACAUGGACGACGCCGACGACGAGGAUGAGGAUGCGUAG
Postia placenta MAD-698-R-SB12 is the source of this 1707-nucleotide messenger RNA. RefSeq lists its product as hypothetical. The transcript is spliced from 8 exons. Gene Ontology annotation, molecular function: histone deacetylase activity. The coding region runs from base 1 to 1707 and encodes 568 amino acids. Lineage: Eukaryota; Fungi; Basidiomycota; Agaricomycetes; Polyporales; Adustoporiaceae. The record is from RefSeq and is a predicted model, not a curated record.